This is a messenger RNA of Macrobrachium nipponense, 3749 nucleotides long. RefSeq names its product carotenoid isomerooxygenase-like. The transcript has 14 exons. NCBI's taxonomy places the organism in Eukaryota, Metazoa, Arthropoda, Malacostraca, Decapoda, Palaemonidae. Gene Ontology annotation, molecular function: carotenoid dioxygenase activity; beta-carotene 15,15'-dioxygenase activity. The record is from RefSeq and is a predicted model, not a curated record. Bases 149 to 1861 code for a protein of 570 amino acids. Gene Ontology annotation, biological process: carotene catabolic process; retinal metabolic process.
GCUCUUCCCCUGGCGGACGUACGAGUCACGACAAACCGAUCCUAUUUAGCGAGGUCUAGCGGCCUUGAGAAGCCAGUGUUAGCAACAAACUCGUUUUGGAAGUUCUACAGCACCUUUUUCAGUGUAAUUUUAUCGACUGGAAACGAAAAUGUUGCAUCCAAGAGGAAAAAGGCGUGAUAACAAGAAAGAGGAUGUGGCAUGUAACCCUCGAUCACCAAAUGCAUCCCCAAAAUCAGACAAGAAACAAAAGAAGAAGAAGGACACAAAGAUGCCUUACGGGGUCAUUGGAGAAUUGAUAGUCAAGAUGUCGGACAAUUUUAGCCAGUACGACUACUCAGUCCUGUGUCGUCACUGCGGCGUCGAGAACCCAGAUGGAAUAGCCUGCUCGCUCACUGGUAGCAUUCCCGACUGGUUAAGGGGUCAGCUGAUCUACAAUGGACCUGGUCUCACCAAGUUCGGCCAGAACGAAUAUCGCCACGCUUUCGAUGCCUCUGCGAUUCUGCAGAAAUUCAACAUAGAGAAGGACAAGGUUACCUACAGCAGCCGAUUCGUUCGAUCCAAGACCUACGAGCAGAACAUGGCCGCCGGAUCUAUCACUAGGGCAGAGUUCGGCACACCUGCUCCUGCUUCCAAGGGCAUGUUCUCAAGAUUUUUAGAUGCUAUGGAUCCUGAAAAGAUGUUCUCUGAUAAUGCCCUGGUCUCGGUCUGCGAGGUUGGAGACAGCUACUAUGCCAUGUGUGAAACUCCCUUCAUGGUGCAAAUCAACCCCAACACACUGGAGACAGAGGACAGAAUAAAUAUUAACAAACGCCAUGGGCUCAUGACCCAGAGCCCUCAUCCUGUGGUAGCCAGUGAUGGUGUCUAUACUGUAGGUCAGAGUGUUGGAGUUACUGGCCCCAAGUACAGUAUUCUGAAGUAUCCUCUGGAUGGAAACCUCAAGCAAGGAAAGAUCAUGACUUCCUUGCCAGCAAGGUGGCGCCUCUCUCCAGCUUAUAUGCACUCCAUGGCUAUGACUGAGAAUUAUGCAAUCUUGAUCGAACAACCCCUGGCUGUCUCCCUUUCUGAGCUCUUGAGUGACAUUGUUAAUAACGCUCCUUUCAUCGAUGGACUGAAGUGGCACAAUGAACCUGUUCUUAUCCAUGUUGUGGACAGGAAGACAUGGAAACCCUUAAAAACUAGAUAUGUUGCUGAUCCCUUCUUCUUCAUGCAUGUUGCCAAUGCAUAUGAAGAUGGUGAGCAUAUUAUCAUGGAUAUUCCAACUUACAAGGAUGCCUCCAUUCUCCACAACAUGUUUAUUACUACCCUGAGGGAACAAAAAGGAAAGUACACCAAGGAGUUUGUCUCUGCCUUCAGGUCAGAGAUGUACAGGUUUGUUAUUCCUCUCAACGUGAAAGGAAAAGAGAAACUGGUUACUCUUCCUGGAACAACCUGUUCAGCUUCAUGGUCAGGACAGGAGAUUUUGCUGCAGAGUGAGAGGGUAACAAGCAUUCCCUUAGAAAACCCAUGUAUUAACCCCAAAAAGAAAGCAGAAAAGCAUCAGUUUAUUUGGGCCAUGGCACCAGAUGGCGAAGGAGGUGAUUUUGGUCAUGUCAUGAAACUUGAUGUCAGUUCAAGAGAAACUCUGUUGUUCAGAGAAGACCACAUUUACUCAGCAGCUCCAGAAUUUGUUGCACGUCCAGGUUCAAAUGCAAAGGAUGAUGGGGUCAUCCUUGUCCAAGGCCUCAACUCCCUAGAUGAGAAGGAAGGUUACUUGUUGGUCCUCGACGCUUCCACUAUGAGUGAACUUGCCAGAGCAACGUUCAGGACUCCCUCUGCAGUCACAAUGCCUCUUCAUGCUCUCUUUAUUCCUGCUGCCCGAUAGAGCUAGAGAUUAUAGAACAGUUCAAAUCAUAGGUGCUACUUGUUCUAGAAUACUUGAUUCAUUUUACAAAAUAGUGGAUAAUGUAAAUCAUUGUAUUGUGGUAUGUUUUUGUGUUUUCCUUAAUACUCAUUUUCUCAGUUUGAAAUGUUUCGAAAUACAAAAGCAUUCCACUACACCAGAUGAUGCCAUGACACAAAUAUAACCCAAUAGGUAAAUAUAUUUUACUAAUUUAAUCUAUCUGAGAGGUUUAAAAGUCUAUUUGUUGUACUUUGUUUGUGUAUCCAUCCUCAGAUACUGAAGAGCUGCCUUGUUGAAUAUGGAAGCAUUUAGGCUGUAUAUGUUAGUUUUGUGUAUGCUUGUUGAAAUGCCUAGCUCUUUGUUUGUCUCACUCACUUCUCUAGGAAGUCAGCUUGCGUGAGAGGAACCAGUCAUGUGGUGAAUGAAACCAUAAGCAUAGUUGAAAUUUUACUUUGUAUAAAAAUUGUUAGUUGAAAUUUUACUUUGUAUAAAAUUUGUUAGCUGAAAUUUUACUUUGUAUAAACAUUGUAAGGCUGUAUUUGCACACAGUUUACGUAUUGGUAAAUAAUGGGACUUCAAUUUUUUAGAUGGUUGUCUAAUACCAAAUUAUUGUAAUUUUAAUUGUAAUUGUGAACUUCAUUUGGGAGUUUAGGAAAUAUGACUUAGUACAUAUUAUGAUUAAUGUUGGUCCUCAUCAAUAAGAUUUAAGCUUAUGAUUGAUGGGCCUUCAAUUUGCGCUCUCUCUCUCUCUCUCUCUCUCUCUCUCUCUCUCUCUCUCUCUCUCUCUCUCUCGUCCUCUCUCGUCUCUCUCUCUCUCUCUCUCUCUCUCUCGAGGUGUAAUUUCAUUUCAGUGCUUUUAUAUGAUAGUUUGUAAUGCUUUGUCUUUGCUUCUAAGCUAAUCAUGCAAUGUCAUCAGCGUAGGGAGAUGACAGCUACUAUAUUAAAAGGAAAAACGUGUUCAUGUUUUUAUUCAAGUUACGUAUGUGUUGUGUGCGUGUGCAUAUAGUAUUGUAUAUAUUCAUUUGAUAACUCAAUAACUCUUAUGUAUUUAAAUACUACACAGAUUCUGAAAGAGUGGGUUAAGCCUCUGUGGGGUCCUAGUCAGAUUUUCAAAGAGCAGCAUCUGCCAAGUUUGAGACUAUUUUCUUCAAGGAAACAGAAUGGAAUCUCGAGACUCCUGUUCUACUAUCAAACAGAACAUAGUCGCUCAACAGUUGUAGAUAUCUGAGGAAUUGUGUAAUGUAAUCUUAAUUAUCUUAACUAUGCUGUGUAAUUGUUGUUUUGUGUACUUUGUCAUGUCGCGUAUUCCUCUUUCCUACCUAUCAAUAGCAUUCAAAGCUGAUUUUCCUAAAAGUGAACAAACUAACUUGUCUGGUUCUCUUUUAAAGCUGACAAAUUUCAUUUAUCUAGGCAUUAUUACCGGAGUUUUGUUUAAGUUUACAUCAUAUUUUAGUUGCUUGCUCAGUUAUCAGCAUUUGAUCUUACAUUUAACAUGUCAUUUUGAAAUGGAGAUUUGAUUUCUCAUCACCAGGUGUAAUUAUAUUUAAAAUGAGGCAUUUACAAUAAAGUAUUUUUUGCAGACAUUUUCUUUGAUAAAUCAUCCAAUAUGGGAAAUUACAUCUUCCACUUAUGUAUACGUUUGAUAUACAUACAUUUAUAUUGUUACAUGUAUGCACAGGGGUCCUGUGUGUUUUUGUAUCAUAUUUUCUAUGAUGCCACAGUUAUUGUACAAGUGAGGAAAUAAACCAUGGUAAAAUUCCUUAAAACUUGAACUGGACUAUUGUAUAAAUUAUACUUUAUGAUCCAAUUAUCCAUUUGUAUUAAGAAUGGUUACAUGAUAUAUCAAGUGAUUAGAAAUAUAUUGAAAAUU